AUGGGUGACUGGAGUUUCCUGGGGAACAUCUUGGAGGAGGUGAACGAGCACUCGACGGUCAUCGGAAGAGUCUGGCUCACCGUGCUCUUCAUCUUCCGGAUCCUCAUCCUGGGCACAGCCGCGGAGUUCGUGUGGGGGGACGAGCAGUCCGACUUCGUGUGCAACACCCAGCAGCCCGGCUGCGAGAACGUCUGCUACGACGAGGCCUUCCCCAUCUCACACAUCCGCCUCUGGGUGCUGCAGAUCAUCUUCGUGUCCACGCCAUCUCUGGUGUACGUGGGCCACGCCGUGCACCACGUCCGCAUGGAGGAGAAGCGCAAGGAGCGUGAGGCCGAGGAGCUGUGCCAGCAGGCGGCGGGCGACGGCGGCGAGAGGGUGCCGCUGGCCGCGGACCAGGGCAGCAUCAAGAAGGGCAGCAACAGCAGCAAAGGCACCAAGAAAUUCCGGCUGGAAGGGACCCUGCUGCGGACCUACAUCUGCCACAUCAUCUUUAAGACUCUCUUCGAGGUGGGCUUCAUCGUGGGCCACUACUUCCUGUAUGGCUUCCGGAUCCUGCCCCUCUAUCGCUGCAGCAGGUGGCCCUGCCCCAAUGUGGUGGACUGCUUCGUGUCGCGGCCAACGGAGAAAACCAUCUUCAUCCUGUUCAUGCUGUCGGUGGCCUCGGUGUCCCUCUUCCUCAACAUCCUGGAGAUGAGCCACCUAGGCCUGAAGAGAAUCCGGUCUGCCUUCAAGAGGCCCGUGGAGCAGCCCCUGGGGGAGAUACCCGAGAAGUCCCUCCACUCCAUUGCCGUCUCCUCCAUCCAGAAGGCCAAGGGCUACCAGCUGCUGGAAGAAGAGAAAAUCGUGUCCCACUAUUUCCCCCUGACUGAGGUCGGCAUGGUGGAGACCAGCCCACUUUCGGCCAAACCUUUUAGUCAGUUCGAGGAGAAGAUGGGUGCAGGGCCCCUCGGGGACCUGUCCCGAGCUUACCAAGAGACACUGCCUUCCUACGCUCAGGUGGGGGCACAGGAGGGGGAGGUGGAGGAGCAGCCUGUAGAGGAGGGGGCGGAACCAGAGGUGGGAGACAAGAGGCAGGAAGGGGAGACAGUGAGCACAGAGGGGCUGGAGACCACAGCAGUGCUGGAGGGGGAGAAAGCCGAGACUCCUGAGGUGGGGAAGGAGGGUGAGAAGGAAAACCUACAGCCUGAGAAGGUAUCAAAGCAAGGGCUGCUGGCAGAGAAGUCGCCUUCCCUGUGUCCAGACCUCACGAGAGAUGACACCAGACCGCUGAGCAGGCUGAGCAAAGCCAGCAGCCGAGCAAGGUCAGACGAUCUAACCGUAUGA
Molecule: messenger RNA, 1323 nt
Organism: Mustela lutreola (European mink)
Lineage: Eukaryota; Metazoa; Chordata; Mammalia; Carnivora; Mustelidae
Gene: GJA8
Product: gap junction protein alpha 8
Exons: 1
Coding region: 1-1323 (440 amino acids)
Biological process (GO): cell communication
Cellular component (GO): connexin complex
Source: RefSeq, a predicted model, not a curated record